This is a messenger RNA of Asparagus officinalis (garden asparagus), 2144 nucleotides long. RefSeq names its product sodium transporter HKT1-like. Gene Ontology annotation, molecular function: monoatomic cation transmembrane transporter activity. Gene Ontology annotation, biological process: transmembrane transport; monoatomic cation transport. The transcript is spliced from 3 exons. The record is from RefSeq and is a predicted model, not a curated record. Gene Ontology annotation, cellular component: plasma membrane. NCBI's taxonomy places the organism in Eukaryota, Viridiplantae, Streptophyta, Magnoliopsida, Asparagales, Asparagaceae. The coding region runs from base 301 to 1977 and encodes 558 amino acids.
GGAGGGCCCACCGAAACGCAUAUGAUUCCCGGUCCCACUCCACGUAGCUGGGCUGAUGCUGCCGGAUGCUAAUAUUUUCCCUGGCUAUCACCUCCGAUUAGUCAACCAUAAUCUCACUCUUCAAAAACGAGAUCAUAAAUUCUCCGCCCAUAACACACCUCCACUGAAACACGCCUGCUAUCUCUCUCUCGUGUUCUUUUGUGUGUAUGUAUGUAUGUAUGUAAGUAAGACGAGUCCUCAACGUACGUACGAAAUCAGCCACCGGAAAAUUAAAUUAAAUCCCUGCAGGACCUCCUCUCCAUGGCUCCCUCUGUACGAUCCGUAUUCAUGAUCAGAAUUAGAUCCGUAUGGGCGCGUCUCAUACUCCUCCUCCUCUCCGACAGACUCCGACUAUGCUUCUUCUCCAAACUCCACGCUCUCCGCGCCUGUUUGCUUGCCUCCACCUCCUACCUCCGCCGCAUGCUCGUCCAACGAAAAAACCUCGGCUGGAUCCAACUGUCUUACUUUCUCUUCGAAUCUAUCCUCGGCUUCCUCCUCCUGAGAUCCCUCGACCCAACCACUCGCCGGAAAACAGACCUCGACCUCUUCUUCAUGUCAGCCUCAGCAGCCACAGAUUCGAGCAUGCUGACGGUCGAAAUGGAGGCCUUCUCACACCCCCAGCUCCUUGUCUUGGCCCUCAUGAUGCUCUUCAGCGGCGAGGUCUUCACCUCUCUUCUUGAUCUCCAGCUCCUCAAAUGCGAGCUCGUCAGGAAGCGGGGGAAAUCAAACAUGAAGACGGUCACGGUUGACGUAAGGAGCUCCUCAACCGACGUCGACGAUGGUAGUACCCAAAGCCAAAUCGAGUUGGUGAUCGUUGAAUUACCCAACUCCGCGUGUUUCAAACCCAGCCCUGUAACCCAAUCUGAGGAUCAAGCCAACAACGAGGUGCCGCGGGUUCUGAGCUACGUCAUCCUCGGCUAUCUUCUACUGUCUCAUCUCCUCGGCUCCGUGUCAAUCUUUGCCUAUCUUAGCCUUGUUCCAAGCGCUAGAGAGGUGAUCAGGAGCAAGGGGUUCGAUCAUGCAUUGCCCUUUUCAAUCUUCAUGACGAUCUCGUCGUUUGCCAACGCAGGGUUCUCUCCCCUCAACGAAAACAUGAUGCCCUUCAAGAGAAACCCCGGCAUGCUGUCCAUCUUCAUCCCCCUGCUCCUCGUGGGCAACACUCUGUUCCCAGUCUGCUUGAGGUUGGCUGUCGAGAUGCUGAAGAGCUUCACGAAGAGAGAAGAAUUUGAUUACCUGCUGAAGAACAGCGAAAAGGUCGGGUUCCAUCACUUGCACUCCCGCCUCAGUUCCGUCAUGCUGUUCAUCACGGUUGUCGGGCUUGUGACGGUCCAGACCGCCUUCUUUUGCUUCAUGGAGUGGAAUUCGAAGCCGCUGGAUGGUUUGAACCCCUACCAGAAACUCGUGGGUUCUCUGUUUCAGUCGGUAGAUGUACGGCACGCUGGUGAAUCCCUCUUCGAUCUGUCCCUCCUCUCGCCUGCGAUCUUGGUCUCCUACGUCGUGUUGAUGUAUCUUCCUCCGUACACAUCAUUUACGCCGAUGGAAGAAGAAGAAAGAAGCGGUACUCCGACCGUGAUUACCAAAGAAAAGAAGAGCCAGCGGGGCCUAAUUAAGAGCCUUCUCAUGUCACAACUCACAUACUUGGCCAUCUCAAUUAUCCUCAUCUGCAUCACGGAGAGAGAAAAGCUCACUCGUGAUCCUCUAAAUUUCAACGUGUUGAACAUAACCAUCGAAGUGAUCAGCGCGUUCGGAAAUGUGGGAUUCUCGACUGGUUACAGCUGCGAUCGACAGCUGAAGCCCGACGAGAAUUGUAAAGCUCGAUGGUACGGGUUUGUGGGAACGUGGAGCAGCCAAGGGAAGUUCAUUCUAAUAGCUGUCAUGUUCUUCGGAAAACUUAAAAAGUUCAGUAGGAAGAGUGGUAAAGCUUGGAAGUUAAAUUAAAACAAGCAAGCUUAAUUAAUUAAGCACGCUAGCUCAUCGAUAUUCCUUGGCCCCUUGCGAUUGAAGUAAUUACCUUUGAUCAGCUAUUGUACGUUUGUGUAUAUGUAUACGUAUAGCAUGAGAAAUUAGACCACAUUCUUCAAAGCAAACUGCUUUUUUUUUAGAAA